AUGUCGACUAAAACGCUACCACCGCCGCAAACGUAUUCGCGACUGUUUCGUCCUUGGGACGGUAAAGAAGCAAGGCCAGAUUACCCAGUGUCGGGCGCAUUCUGUGAAUCGGAUUCCACCCGCAGUCAUGUAGACGCCGAAGAUUCGGACUCAUACAGUGCCAGUGACAGUGAGAGUGACCAAACGAUCAAAUCGGAACCGAUGGACUACCACAGCCCAGUGAAAGCCAAGCUCAGUGAAAACAAAGUGACGCUAACCGAUCCUGCCACGAUGCACUAUCCUUCAGCGGAGGUGGCUGCGUACUACCACUACUGUUACCAGCAGCAGCAGCAGCAGCUUGCCGAGCAUCCUUUGCCAGCGCAGUUACACGCGUUAGCGGAUGUGCACCGAGUUCCGGGUUCGAUCGGAGCCUUCGGAAACGCCUGCAUACCUCCGGUGGUCGACCCGUUGGGAUUCACUUACGAUCAAAUGGAGCAAGAGUACAUGCGUGUGCUGAGUGAGGAUGCAAAGGCGAAGCUGCUGGCGAGUCGAAAGCAACGACCGAAGAAGUUCAAAUGUCCCCACUGUGAUGUGGCAUUCUCCAACAAUGGUCAGCUGAAGGGACACAUCCGCAUCCACACCGGAGAGCGACCUUUCAAGUGUGAUGAGCCGAGUUGUGGCAAAACCUUUACUCGCAAUGAGGAACUGACGCGGCACAAGCGCAUCCACACCGGCAUUCGACCGUACGCGUGUCAAACGUGUGGGAAAAAGUUUGGCCGUCGGGAUCACCUCAAGAAGCACACCAAAACGCACAUGCCACAGGAACGGUACACGUACGGGCUGAUGCCAGCGUCGGCUGCAGCGGCUGCGGCAGCAGCCAUGCUAAUGCCAAUGUACGCAACCCACGUCUUUGGUUACUAG
Molecule: messenger RNA, 900 nt
Organism: Anopheles nili
Lineage: Eukaryota; Metazoa; Arthropoda; Insecta; Diptera; Culicidae
Gene: hkb
Product: zinc finger protein 677
Exons: 2
Coding region: 1-900 (299 amino acids)
Biological process (GO): regulation of transcription by RNA polymerase II
Molecular function (GO): DNA-binding transcription factor activity, RNA polymerase II-specific; RNA polymerase II cis-regulatory region sequence-specific DNA binding
Source: RefSeq, a predicted model, not a curated record